Molecule: messenger RNA, 619 nt
Organism: Schistosoma bovis
Lineage: Eukaryota; Metazoa; Platyhelminthes; Trematoda; Strigeidida; Schistosomatidae
Source: the annotation of a GenBank genome assembly
AUUGAAGAUGAGAUGACCUUGCGCUAGCUUAAUUAUCGGGCGCUUAAUUGUAUUUCGGAAUGUUACCCGUGACACUCCUCAAGGCUGCAACGAAUCUUCCUAUGCUUGUUGAGUUGAAAAGUGGUGAAACUUAUAACGGUCACCUUGUUGCUUGCGAUGACUGGAUGAACAUUCAUCUUAAAGAAGUUAUUUGUACAUCUCGAGAUGGGGAUCGCUUCUGGAAAAUGCCAGAGUGUUAUAUUCGUGGAAGCAUAAUAAAAUAUUUACGGAUUCCAGACGACGUAAUCGAUAAGGUUAAAGAGGACUUGCAGCUAGCCAAAAUGCGUAAUCGCUCUCAGUCUGCAGACACUGGGCGUGGGAGUUUUCAUAGAAAUAAGGCUAGAGGUCGGGGUGGUAAUGCUCCUAAUACUCGAGGUCGUGGAGGAGCAGGGCGUGGCGGGAGUGUACCUGGUGGUCCUGGUCGUGGUGGAGGAUUUCGUGGUAAAUAAGAAAGUCACUAAUUAUGAAUCCAAAUGUACUGUUUACUAUUUUGUGAAUAUUGACAAACUCACUUAUUUUCUUUCACAAUGUUAUAUAAAACAGAUAAUUUUAACUACAAAAACAUUACUUUCCAAGUGAA